Molecule: messenger RNA, 1032 nt
Organism: Schistocerca americana (American grasshopper)
Lineage: Eukaryota; Metazoa; Arthropoda; Insecta; Orthoptera; Acrididae
Product: N-terminal Xaa-Pro-Lys N-methyltransferase 1
Exons: 5
Coding region: 164-919 (251 amino acids)
Biological process (GO): N-terminal protein amino acid methylation
Cellular component (GO): cytoplasm
Molecular function (GO): N-terminal protein N-methyltransferase activity
Source: RefSeq, a predicted model, not a curated record
GUUUGUGUUUAGGCUAUACAUCUGUGACUUGUGUACAGUUAAGCUACGGAAAGCAAUGUGUUGUGAUAAUUGUUUAAUUUAAUUAAAUAUAGAUCUAUAACACUCGUAUAAUUUCUUUUGCUUAUUCUCGAUGUAGUUAGUGCCAGUUACAAAGAAGAAGAAAAUGGAUUCAUUGGCUACAAAAGAAGAUGUAAGUGGCAAUACAUGCAUCAAUAAUGAGGAUUCCUUCUACAAACAGGCAGCCCAGUAUUGGUCUGAAGUGCCUCCAACAUUAGAUGGCGUUCUAGGGGGAUUUGGCUUCAUUUCAAGUCCUGACAUAAAAGGUUCACAGGAUUUUUUGAAAUUGUUAUUUAAGAUGAAAGAUCCACCUUCACGUGAGACUGCCUUGGAUUGUGGAGCUGGAAUUGGACGGAUAACUAAAAACUUACUUCUGCAUCAUUUCCAAAAAGUAGAUUUGGUGGAACAAAAUAGUAUCUUUUUGAAAGAAGCAGAAUCAUACAUUGGAAACAGUAAAAAGAUUGGAACCUUCUUUAAUGUUGGUCUUCAAAAUUUCACACCAGAACCCCAAAAAUAUGAUGUCAUUUGGUGUCAGUGGGUUCUUGGCCACCUAACGGAUGAAGAUUUUAUUCAGUUCUUCAGACGUUGCAUAAAUGGAUUGAAAAAAAAUGGAAUAAUAGUCGUGAAAGAAAAUCUUGCGUCCAGCAAUUCUGUUGAUGUUGAUGAACAGGAUUCCUCAGUCACGAGACCAGAACAAUUGCUACUGCAGUUGCUUAAUCAGUCAGGCCUCCGCUGUGUCAGACAACGCAAGCAAAAAAAUUUCCCACAAGCUCUUUAUCAGGUUAAAAUGUAUGCUCUCCGGCCUUCAGAUCAGGCUGUUAUUGUUUCAGACAAUACUGCAAACAAAGACUGUCAAAAAUAGUUCCUGAUAUAUAUUUCCUUUGAUGAAUCAAUCUUCGUUAACAACAAAUGAUAAGUAUUUAUGAAACAUCACUAAACAUGUAUUUAAUAAAUUUAUUUAAUUUGACAAACACA